UUUUGAUUCUUAUAUCGAAUCUCUGGUAUAUAAACGCUUAUGGUUCCUCUCGAAAUCAUUCGCUUCCGUUGCAGAAUACCUCAGCAAACUCAAAAUGUUCGCAAAAGUUCUUGUACUUUUCGCUGUCUUCGCAGCUACACAAGCUAGUGGCCUCAUUGGAACCGGAUAUGGAUUGGGAGCUGGCUAUGGAUAUGGAGCUGGAUAUGGAUUGGGAGCUGGCUAUGGAUAUGGAGCUGGAUAUGGAUUAGCCGGUGCACCAGCCCUUGUUGGAACGGCUGUCGUUCCCGCAGUCUCCUCUUCCAAAACCGCCAUCAACCACAUCGCCCCUGUCGGAAUUGCUGCCGCUCCCGUCACCUUGGCUGCUGCUCCUGUUGCUGUAGCUGCUGCUCCAUUGGGUCUUGCUGGACAUGGAAUCGCCGCCGCUCCUCUAGCUUAUGGAAACGGACUGAUCGGUAACGGUCUCCUCGGUGCUGGUAUUGUAGGCCACGGAAAUGCUGCUGCUCCCCUUGCUUAUGGCAACGGACUUCUCGGUUUGGGAGCUGGAAAACUUGCCCUUGGAGGCGGACUUGCCAAGGCAAUCUUGUAAAUAUCCUACCAAAAUCGCGACUGCGAUUUCCUUUGUAAAUGUGAAUUAAAUUAUUAAACAUAUUACAAUAAAUCGCUCAUUUUA
Molecule: messenger RNA, 670 nt
Organism: Stegodyphus dumicola
Lineage: Eukaryota; Metazoa; Arthropoda; Arachnida; Araneae; Eresidae
Source: RefSeq, a predicted model, not a curated record